AUGGAACCAACAGAGUACCAAUUUUGGUGUUGUCAAUGUAAAAGGAAUGAAAUAGACGAUGUUGCAAGGAUCAGCAACAAUAAUAAUAAUAAUAAUGAUAAUAAUAAUAAUUCAUCAAUGUCCAAUGGCAUUGUGGUUACUCAGCAACCAUUUUCCAACAAUGAAAAUAACUGUAGUUACGAUGAUUUAAGCUUUUCCAAUACUGUUUCUGAAAUCAAAAGUGGUUUCAACGAACAAAAGCAUAAAUUAGACGAUGAUAGUGAAAUGAGAAUCGAAAUGAGAAGACUGAAAGAAGAAAGUACUAAUAUAACAAGUAUUUUACUGGAUAAUCUUAUCAGUGAACCAAAUAAAAUAAAUCCAGCAGAAGAAGUGACAACGAAUGAUCAAGAGGAAAUAAAAAAAUUUCCCAAACAACAAGAUUCAAUUGGCAGCGUGUAUAAUAUGGAAGAUAUUGUCCUUUCGGAUGUGGAUGAAGAAGAUCUGUGGGAAUUUCCUACUGACAAUAAGCAAAUAACAAGAAUUGGUGAUGAUCACAAAGAGCAAGUUGUCCAUCAUAAUUUGGAUCAUAUUGCUAAUUGUGAUAAGAAAGAAGAAUUCAAGGAAACGAAUGAUGUUUCAAAUGUUUUUGGUAAUGCUGAACACACUUCAGAAUUAGAAUCAUUUCAAGAAAAUUCCAACCACACCAAAAUACUCGAUAUUAGGCUAAAUGAAGCCACAUUUUUGCACAACGUUGUUAGAGCCAAUGAUUCUGAAAAAAAUAUCGACACUUUUAGUAAAUCCACAAAUAGUUUAAUCAGUUUUACCAAUCGAAAACUAUCAACCAAUAGUAAUGAAAGGGAUGAUCUCUCAAUGAUUUGUAUUCUCGAUGAUGAUCUCGUAAUGAAGAAAGAAAAUGCUCAAAAUAGCAACAUUUCAAUGGAAACUGAAUGCAAAAAUGUAUCGGUCUUAGAACAUGAUGACACUGAAGCAAUUAUACAAUCAAAUAAAAUGUAUGCUAAUGAUGUGUCAAGUUCAUCAUCAACUGAUAGGGAGGAUGUACCCGAAACAAUCAUAUCAAUCAAAAAUUCUGAGAAAAUUCUCAAUAUCUCAAAGAAAUCCGUUAGAACGGAUAUUUCGACAACGAAAUACACGAAUGCAAAAGAUGAUAAUACUACAGAUGAUGAUAAUAGACUAAUAAUCAAAUAUAAAAAUGCCCCAAAAAAUAAUGAUAGUAUAAAAAUGUUCACUGAUGAUAUAUUAAUGGAAAAUUAUCGAACGCAGAAAGCAUCACGUCGUACGUUAGAUCAUAUCAAACAACUUAUCACCCUGAAAGCACAAAGACAGAUCGGAAACAUUGAUGAUACAGCAUUAGCUGAUCAAAUAAUAUUACAACGAAAGAAUCCUGAAUCAAGACAAAAUCAUGAUGAAUUAUCAAUUAACGAUCCGGAUGCAUACUAUCAAGGUGAUAUUGAUUUAUCGGAAAAACAAGCCGAAUUGCUAAGCAAACAUUUUAAAAAUGAAAUUGUUUUGAAGGAAAAAGGCGAUGAAAUUACACGCCAAAAAAGAAGCAUUGGCAUUGAACCGUUUUAUGUGCGUUGGGAUCGUAAGCAUCCAAUCAGCUAUGAUUUUGCGGAAACAAUUCCACUAGAAACGCGUGCAAAAAUUCGCGCAGCAAUGAAAAUGUGGGAAGAACGAACGUGCAUACGUUUCCAAGAAAAUGGUCCAAAUGUGGAUCGAAUUGAAUUUUUCGAUGGUGGCGGAUGUUCAAGUUUUGUCGGCCGAACAGGAGGCACGCAAGGAAUUUCAAUUUCAACACCGGGAUGUGAUAUUAUUGGUAUUAUAUCACACGAAAUUGGUCAUACCUUGGGAAUAUUUCAUGAACAAGCACGUCUUGAUCAGAAAAAUCAUAUUUUUAUUAAUUACAACAAUAUUCCAUUAAACCGUUGGAAUAAUUUUUUCCCAUUAUCACAAUAUGAAGCCGAUAUGUUUAAUUUACCGUAUGAUACUGGAUCAGUAAUGCAUUAUGGACCAUAUGGAUUUGCAGCAGAUCCAUACGUGCCAGCUAUUACAACACGUGAUAAAUUUCACCAAUAUACAAUUGGACAACGUGAAGGACCAUCAUUUUUGGAUUAUGCAGCUGUUAAGCUUUAUCUAACAACCGCAUUAAUGAUAUUGUCAUCAAAUGGCUGA
Molecule: messenger RNA, 2169 nt
Organism: Acanthocheilonema viteae
Lineage: Eukaryota; Metazoa; Nematoda; Chromadorea; Rhabditida; Onchocercidae
Source: the annotation of a GenBank genome assembly